AGCUCAGUGUGGACCGCCUUCAUGCUGCUGUCCGCUGUCAGUAUCCUUUCGGUCGCGGACGGAAGAGCAUCUACCCGAGGCCAGCAGUCAGUUUCUCCAGUACCGAGCACCGUCAAACCGCAAGCAGCAUGGCUUUGAGCGCAGACCCAAACUUCCAGAAACUGGAGCAGUGGUACCAAGCUCAUGGCAGCAGCCUCAACAUGAGGGCCAUGUUUGACAGCGACCCUGAGCGGUUCGGAAAGUUCAGCACCACUCUGAAGACAGAGGAUGGUGAAGUUCUGCUGGACUACUCCAAGAACCGGAUCAACCAGGAUGUCAUGAAGAUGCUGCUGGCCUUGGCCAAGUCGAGGGGAGUGGAGCAGGCCCGGGAGAAGAUGUUCACCGGAGAGAAGAUCAACUUCACCGAGAACCGGGCCGUGCUCCACAUCGCCCUGCGGAACCGCUCCAACACGCCGAUCCUCGUUGACGGUAAAGACGUGAUGCCCGAGGUCAACCGCGUGCUGGACAAGAUGAAGGCCUUCUGCCAGAGAGUUCGCAGCGGCGAUUGGAAAGGCUUCAGUGGAAAGAGCAUCACAGACGUGGUGAACAUCGGCAUCGGAGGCUCCGACCUGGGACCGCUGAUGGUGACCGAGGCCCUGAAGCCAUACUCAGCCGACGGUCCAAAUGUCUGGUUCGUCUCCAACAUCGACGGGACUCACCUGGCCAAGACGCUGGCCCGGCUCAACCCAGAGACCACGCUGUUCAUCAUCGCCUCAAAGACGUUCACCACUCAGGAGACGAUCACCAACGCUGAGUCGGCCAAAGACUGGUUCCUGCAGACGGCCGGUGACAAAUCUGCUGUGGCCAAACACUUUGUGGCUCUUUCCACCAACGCAGUCAAAGUGGAGGACUUCGGCAUCGACACGGCCAACAUGUUUGAGUUCUGGGACUGGGUCGGAGGUCGUUACUCACUGUGGUCUGCCAUCGGUCUGUCCAUCGCUCUGCAUGUAGGCUUCGAGAACUUCGAGAAGCUUCUGGCUGGAGCUCACUGGAUGGACAACCAUUUCCGCAGCGCCCCUCUGGAUCAGAACGCACCGGUUCUGCUGGCUCUUUUGGGCGUCUGGUACGUCAACUUCUUCCAAGCAGAGACUCACGCCAUGCUGCCGUAUGACCAGUACAUGCACCGCUUCGCCGCCUACUUCCAGCAGGGCGACAUGGAGUCCAACGGGAAGUACAUCACCAAAGACGGCAGCCGGGUCAACUACCACACGGGACCGAUCGUGUGGGGCGAGCCGGGGACCAACGGGCAGCACGCCUUCUACCAGCUCAUCCACCAAGGCACUCGCAUGAUUCCUGCUGACUUCCUGAUUCCUGCUCAGUCCCAACAUCCAAUCAGAGACAACCUGCACCACAAGAUCCUCGUGGCCAACUUUCUGGCUCAGACUGAAGCGCUAAUGAAGGGAAAAACUUCUGAAGAGGCUCGUAAGGAGCUGGAGGCUGCCGGCAUGACGGGAGACGCCCUGAAGAAGCUGCUGCCGCACAAAGUUUUCGAAGGGAACAAGCCGAGCAACUCUAUCGUUUUCAGGAAGCUGACUCCGUUCAUCCUGGGGGCUCUGAUUGCCAUGUAUGAGCACAAGAUCUUCGUCCAGGGCGUCAUGUGGAACAUCAACAGCUACGACCAGUGGGGGGUGGAGCUCGGGAAGCAGCUGGCCAAGAAGAUCGAGCCAGAACUGAAGGACGACUCUGAGGUCUCCUCUCACGACUCGUCCACCAACGGCCUCAUCAACUUCCUGAAGAAGAACUUUGCCUAAGCUCCGCCUCCUUCAUCUAUCCACACUGGCUGAAACAUGUUCUGUGUGAGCGGACACUUCCUGUCCCGACUGUAAUAACGAGUUCUUCAUGUUGCUUUUUUAGUGUCGAUCUGUGUGUGCACGUUACUGUAUGUGACCCCCGCCCCCUUACACAUAGCUGUGGCUUUCAAAAUAAAAGUCCUUCCUGUCAGUGA
This is a messenger RNA of Nematolebias whitei (Rio pearlfish), 1984 nucleotides long. RefSeq names its product glucose-6-phosphate isomerase. The record is from RefSeq and is a predicted model, not a curated record. Bases 129 to 1790 code for a protein of 553 amino acids. Gene Ontology annotation, molecular function: glucose-6-phosphate isomerase activity; monosaccharide binding; carbohydrate derivative binding. Gene Ontology annotation, cellular component: cytosol. Gene Ontology annotation, biological process: gluconeogenesis; glucose 6-phosphate metabolic process; glycolytic process. The transcript is spliced from 18 exons. Lineage: Eukaryota; Metazoa; Chordata; Actinopteri; Cyprinodontiformes; Rivulidae.